This is a messenger RNA of Salvelinus namaycush (lake trout), 1938 nucleotides long. RefSeq names its product FLVCR heme transporter 2a (gene flvcr2a). NCBI's taxonomy places the organism in Eukaryota, Metazoa, Chordata, Actinopteri, Salmoniformes, Salmonidae. Gene Ontology annotation, molecular function: heme transmembrane transporter activity; heme binding. Gene Ontology annotation, biological process: heme export; transmembrane transport. The annotation marks the transcript as partial. The record is from RefSeq and is a predicted model, not a curated record. Gene Ontology annotation, cellular component: membrane. The transcript has 11 exons.
CUCUGGAGCUUCGUCAGAGUGACAAAAAGGAGAUGGGUGAUGGUGUUCCUUUUCAGCUGUUACUCCCUGUGCAACGCAUUUCAAUGGAUCCAAUACGGAAUAAUUAACAAUAUUUUUAUGAAAUUCUACAAUGUGGACUCUUUUGCCAUCGACUGGAUGUCAAUGAUCUAUAUGUUGACCUAUAUUCCCUUUAUAUGGCCUGUAUCCUGGCUUUUGGACAAAAAGGGACUGCGGCUCAUAGCACUGAUGGCCACCGCCAUUAAUUGCCUUGGGACAUGGAUCAAGGUGGCCAGCGUCAAGCAAAACCUAUUUUGGGUGACCAUGCUUGGACAAUUCGCAGGCUCCCUAUCACAAGUAUUCAUCCUUGGGAUGCCUUCCCGUCUAGCAUCGGUUUGGUUUGGUUCUGAAGAGGUGUCCACCGCCUGUUCCAUCGGCGUAUUUGGGAAUCAGUUGGGCAUUGCCAUUGGCUUCCUGGUGCCGCCCAUCCUCGUGCCAAAUGCUGACGAUAUGGACGAUCUGGCAUACCACAUCAGCAUCAUGUUCUACAUCACUGCUGGAAUGGCCACCGCGAUCUUCAUCCUCGUAGUCUUCGUGUUCCAAGAGAAGCCGGAAAUCCCUCCCACCCUGGCUCAGGUCCAGGCCAGGAGCACCCCUCUAGAAGAGUACUCCUACAUGGCCUCUAUCCUGAGACUGCUGCGUAACCUACCCUUCAUGCUCCUUGUCAUCAGUUAUGGGCUGAAUGUCGGUUGUUUCUAUGCUGUUUCCACACUGCUGAACCGGAUGAUUAUUGAGCAUUAUCCAGGUGAAGAGGUGAAUGCUGGGAGAAUUGGCCUCACCAUUGUCAUUGCCGGGAUGGUGGGGUCCCUCAUAUGUGGGAUCUGGUUGGACAAGACCAAAACCUACAAACAGACUACCCUGGCUGUGUAUCUCAUGUCCUUCGUGGGAAUGGUGGUCUAUGCCUUCACUCUGAACUCAGGCCACCUAUGGGUGGUGUUUGUGACAUCAGGGGCUCUAGGGUUCUUCAUGACUGGGUACCUGCCACUUGGCUUUGAGUUUGCUGUGGAGUUGACCUUCCCAGAGGGUGAGGGCACCUCCUCAGGCCUGCUCAACUGUUCAGCUCAGAUAUUUGGGAUCAUAUUCACCAUCGGUCAAGGGAAGAUCAUAGACCACUUUGGCACAUUCGCUGGGAACAUCUUUUUAUGUGUCUUCCUCCUCAUAGGGACCAUUAUGACAGCAUUCAUCAAGUCUGACCUCCGACGGCAAAAGGCCAACCGUCUGGCUGAGAAUCAGGUGGCGAGUAAACAGGCAGGUCACCCACAGGAAGGCCUCUCACAGCAAGCUACACUGAAGGACAUCAAAGUAUAAGGAGGAAAUCCAGUUGAACGGGUGUGAAAAGAAAGAAAUCCCAUCAUACACUUGGAAUCACACAGGUUCUCCCUCUACAGCAAAUUACUCGUCAGAAGAUAACUGGUUUGAUUAUCAAGCACAACCAAGGGUAUUUCAAUUUUUUGGUGCUGAUAUUUCAUAUUUAACUGUCACUUUUUGAGAGUACACUAUGAAAUGUUAAUAUUUUCAUUUGGUUUCUCUAGCUUUAAAUGUCUCCAAUCUAAAUAUUAUAAAUGUUGAUGUCUGUGCAUUUUGAUAUGAGCAAUAUUCAAACUGUGCUUUUUGUUUCCUGACAUUUGACCAAUACCAUACUGGAACAGAAAGCAUUAAUGUAACUGUUCUAUUUUUGGAAUUUGUUAACGUUAGUUAAAAUUAGACUGCAGAUUCAGUGGUUUCAGUUGAAUGGCAGUCUGUUCAGAGGGCCGAUCCAGUCAAGCCAACUCACCUUGUGGCUUAACAGGAUUUUGAGAUUGCUAUCUGCCAUAUAGUAUUACAAGGAGAUAAUUGUGAGUAAAUCAAAUCAAAUCAAAUUUUAUUUGUUACAAGACCUUA